GACGCCCGGGCCCGGGCCGGCUGCUCCUCACCUCUUCCUCGGCCCCUUCUUGCGAUGACCAAGCGCGCCGGCAUCGAGAGCCCCUGAACCCGUUGCGGGGCAAGCGGGGGAUUUGGGCGCCGUCAGCGUCCUGCUGCCGCGCGGGGUGUUAGAUACUCGGCGAUUGCAGGCAGAGGCCGCGGAGGAAGGCAGAACCCCGCCGUCCAGACCAGCGUGGCCGUGGGGGAAGUUCCUUCCCAACCCCAAAUGCAGUGAGCGGGUUGUGCGCCUGGUGCCGGUGCCUGCCGCCGGGCCCUGCCCGUGCCCCCGAAACGCCCAGGAAAGACGCGGGAACCUGGGUUCUGUGCACCAAGGGAAGGGAGCGCACCCAGAUCCUGUUGGGACCCCGGUAGACACCGUGCCAGAGAUACCAGAACAGACGAGAUCGUGGCGCUGAAGAAGGUGCGGAUGGACAAGGAGAAGGACGGCAUUCCCAUCAGCAGCCUGCGGGAGAUCACCCUGCUGCUGAGGCUGCGGCACCCCAACAUCGUGGAGCUGAAGGAGGUGGUGGUGGGGAACCACCUGGAGAGCAUCUUCCUAGUGAUGGGUUACUGCGAGCAGGACCUCGCCAGCCUCCUCGAGAACAUGCAGACGCCCUUUUCGGAGGCUCAGGUGAAGUGCAUCAUCCUGCAGGUCCUCAGGGGGCUCCAGUAUCUCCACGAGAACUUCAUCAUCCACCGGGACCUGAAGGUGUCCAACCUGCUCAUGACGGACAAGGGCUGUGUGAAGACGGCGGAUUUCGGGCUGGCUCGUGCCUACGGAGUGCCGCUGAAGCCAAUGACCCCCAAGGUCGUCACCCUCUGGUAUCGCGCCCCGGAGCUGCUGCUGGGGACAACGACCCAGACCACCAGCAUUGACAUGUGGGCUGUGGGCUGCAUCCUGGCAGAGCUGCUGGCCCACAAGCCGCUGCUGCCGGGGAGCUCCGAGAUCCACCAGAUCGACCUGAUCGUGCAGCUGCUGGGCACGCCCAACGAGAACAUCUGGCCGGGCUUCUCCAAGCUGCCGCUGGUGAGCCAGUACACGCUGCGCAAGCAGCCCUACAACAACCUCAAGCACAAGUUCCCGUGGCUUUCGGAGGCCGGGCUGCGUCUCCUCAACUUCCUCUUCAUGUACGACCCCAAGAAGAGGGCGACAGCGGGCGACUGCCUGGAGAGCUCCUACUUUAAGGAGAAGCCCUUGCCCUGCGAGCCCGAGCUUAUGCCCACCUUCCCGCACCACCGCAACAAGAGAGCCGCCACCACCAGCACAGGGGCUGAAACCCAGGGCAAGCGCAGCAAGCCCUGAGUCGGCUGCAGGAGCGGGGAGAAGACCCAAGUGUACCCAAGGCCUGCGCUGGCGUGACUAUGACCAACUGCUGAGCCCAAGCGCUGCUGGUCCAGCCGCUGCCAGGGAGAGGUGCAAGAUGUGCAGUGGCCUUCCCGCGGGGCCGCGGCAUUGCUGUCAGCUCUGGGACCACAGCUGCCGCGGGCAGGCAGAGCCAGCUCUCAUCUUUUCCUGCACGCCUCCCCGCACCUGGCCCCAGGCACAACCAAGCGCUGCAUAUGCACGCUCCCGAGGCUGGAGGGAGACUUGAGCCUUGGCGGACGGAGCUGGGGCGUCGGAGCAAAGGCAGCUGAGCUGCCUGUGGGGAGAGGAAGCCCCGUUUCCUUGUGCUGAGCACAGUCCUGCUUUCAAUAAAGUCACGUGCAUGCGUCAG
Molecule: messenger RNA, 1735 nt
Organism: Alligator sinensis (Chinese alligator)
Lineage: Eukaryota; Metazoa; Chordata; Crocodylia; Alligatoridae
Gene: CDK10
Product: cyclin dependent kinase 10
Exons: 13
Coding region: 448-1323 (291 amino acids)
Biological process (GO): protein phosphorylation; regulation of mitotic cell cycle
Cellular component (GO): nucleus
Molecular function (GO): cyclin-dependent protein serine/threonine kinase activity; ATP binding
Source: RefSeq, a predicted model, not a curated record